UUGCGCGUCGGAGCCUCACGAGCGCGGUCGCGUCCGUAGCAUCAAAAAAUACACUUCGGAAAAUAAUGUUCUAACAACAACCGCGAUAAAAAUGGAACACCAAACUCUAGAUAAAACAAUGUCUACAUCACCAAUGUUGCCGAAAGAGGGUGGGGAUGAUAAAAUGGUGAUUAUAACCCCUAGUAACGGGGUGGGGAAGAUUUUAAUUCGGGAGGACACUAUUUUGGCCAAUUUACACGGUUGUGCUGGGUGUGGGAAAAGUCAAUUUACUUGUGGGGGAGUUAAAAAUCAGUGGUCGGUGUUGUGUUGGGGGAAACAGUCGGAAAAGAAGUAUUAUUGCUUAUUGCUCCUGAUUUCUACGACGUUCGUUCUGAGUAUGAUUGGAACGAUAUUCUUUUGUUUUACGAAUACAAUCAACGACGCCAUACUCUCAAGCAUGGUGAUUCGGAAUAACUCUUUAGCGUUCAAAAUAUGGAAGCGGCCAGAUGUACAGCCUCAUAUGAAGGUGCAUAUCUUCAAUUAUACAAACUGGGAGAGAGUGAAAGACGGACUGGAUAAGAAAUUGCACGUGGAAGAAGUUGGACCAUACGUUUACUCACAACAGUUGGAAAGAGUAAAUAUACAGUUCAAUGGCGAUAAGCUUAGCUUUCAAGAAAGGAAUCACUUCCAGUUUUUGGCUGACAAGAGCAAUGGAGCGCACUUCGAUCGUGUUGUAGUUCCCAACCUUCCUUUGUUGGGAGUGAUUUCGAAAGCAUUAAGUAUGAACCUGAACAGUCUUGGACAAUUGACGUUGAGCUCCGCCAUGACUUGGGCAAAUCAUCCGAACGCCUUCGCUGAAUUACCAGUACACCGAUUCUUAUGGGGCUAUGACGACAGUAUCAUCGAUACAGCUAAACCCUUCCUGAGUCUCGGAGGGCAACUGAAAUUUGAGAAGUUUGGCUUACUUGUAACGAAAAACGGCACAGUCUCUGAAAGAUUCACUAUCAAUACUGGAGAAUAUGACAAGGACAAGAUGAACAUCAUCGAACAGUUUGAUGGGAACGACCAUCUUACCUUCUGGGGCAGUCCGGAGUGCAACAGCAUAAAGGCAUCGGAUGGGUCUAUAUUUCCACCGUCACAGCUGGACAAGACCACCACUCUCCAUGUCUUCUACCCCAACCUAUGCCGAAGACUGCCUUUUCAAUAUGAGAAGACUAUCGAGAUAGUAGACGGAAUUGAGCUGUACCGGUACAGAAUGCCUUUGAACGUGUUCGAUGAUCCUGGUCACAACCCUGAGAACCAAUGUUACUGUGAGAUUGACACCGCGACCUGCCCACCACGAGGAAUCAUCAACGUCACUGAUUGUACCAUGGGAGCCCCUGCUUUGGUGUCGUUCCCUCAUUUCUACUUGGCUGAUCCUAAACUACGUGAGGAUAUACUUGGACUGAAACCUGACCCAUUGAAACACGACUCCUUCAUCGACCUGCAUCCUACAUUAGGAAUAGCUCUCAGUGGAAAAUCUAGUUUACAAAUCAACAUUCAAGUGAGAAAAAGUGACAUGUUCUCCUCUGUCAAAUUCCUUCCUAAUGGACUUAUAUUACCUGUGGCAUGGAUUGAAAUGAGCGUUGAAGAGUUACCGGAAGGCCUCAGAUCCCUGGUCUACCACGGCACCUACUCUACAGCCGCAGCCCAACUUGGAUUAACAGUGAUAUGUGUCAUAGCAUUCAUUAGCUCCGGAGUCUGCUUACUCUGCACGUUCACUCGAAGAAAACAAAAACCCUGCGCCACAUUAAAAGUUAAAAUACCUACAGAACUCGAAUUAAAAAACCAAAUGUCGUGAAAUAGUUAAUAGUCUUUUAAAAUUUGUGCUAGCCUACUGUAUUUUCGCUUACUAAAUGAUGAUAAUGUGGCUCUCUUGUUAUUCAACCAAUAGGGAAUUAGCAACUGUCACGCGGUUGGAUGUUCGAUAUUUGACAGCUGCAAUGGACAAACAGUCCUUUGUUUAGAUCUGCGCCAUCUAGUGAGCGGAAAACGGUAACCCCCAUUACAACAUUAAUUAAACCAAAGACGGAAGAAGCCAUUUUUGUUUUUCACAAAAUGGCGGGAUUUUUUGGCGUAUAAGUGUAUUUCCUGUCACUAACAAUGACCAGAUAAUACAUAAAAUAUAUUUUGUAGUAUGUUAGGUGAGACACCUUACCUUAGAAGUAAUCCAAUUAUGAAAUAAUCCAAUCUGAAAUCUUAGUACAGUUACUUCCAAAGUACAACAAUGUAUUGUUAAUUUUUUUGUCUUCACAUUUAUUGCAAUAUGCAUUUUUAAGUGCAUUUUAUUUUAAAUAAAUCUUUUAUAAACUUUUAAAAAAAAUCUGACUUCAACCCGUUCUUUUUAAGUCGAUUAAUUAUUAAGUAAAACCUUAUCUUAUGUUUAUCAAACACUUUUCUAAAAACCGUAUCAAAAUCGGUUCAG
Spodoptera litura is the source of this 2443-nucleotide messenger RNA. Its product is annotated as lysosome membrane protein 2. Gene Ontology annotation, cellular component: cytoplasm; membrane. The record is from RefSeq and is a predicted model, not a curated record. Gene Ontology annotation, molecular function: scavenger receptor activity. NCBI's taxonomy places the organism in Eukaryota, Metazoa, Arthropoda, Insecta, Lepidoptera, Noctuidae.